UGUCAGUGAAUGUUUAGUUAGAAAAUAUGGUACGGCGAAUGGGCGAAAGAAGAAAACAGUAAAAAAAUAUUACAAUUUAGCGAAUUAUUUCUUUAUUAAAUAUGUAAAUCGCUUCUAAAAUGUGUGAAGAAAGUAAUCAAGAGAGGCAAGACAAUGAACUUUUCGCAUUGCAGUCAAUAUAUGAGGAAGCAGUGGUGGACAACAGAAAAAAGUCAGCUUGGAACGAAUGGCGCCCUCUGAAUGUCCUCUUGAAUUUGCAGCCCACCUCUAACUCUGUGCAUUGUGGAGUGACUUUGCAAAUUGAGUGCUGUCAUAACUAUCCUGAUAAACCUCCAAAUAUACUAAUAAACAGUAGUUAUGGAUUAUCAGAUGACAACACACACAAACUCUUAGGAGAAUUGCAGACUUUGGUUAAAGAGCAGCGCGGUAAAGUUAUUAUAUUUGAGUUAGCACUACAUACUGAGCAAUUUUUAGGUAAACAUAACAGACCAACAUUAUCUUUUUACGAAGAGAUGGUGCGAGAAAAAGAUGAAUUGGAAAAAUUAAAACAGCAUGAGGAAAAUGAGGAGCUACAAAAAAUGAAGGAAGAGAUUGAACGCUGCCAAAAAGCAAUGAGAGGAAGCAUAGAUAGCUCAUCCAGCUCAGAUCCCAACAGUGACAACAGAAAUGGUCAUGGAGAUGCUCCUAAACUUUUAUACUAUGCAGACGACAGAAUGUUGCCAGUGAAGAAAAUUUUCAAGAGAAAUACCAGUUCAGUUGCUUGCACUUGCAACACUAAAGGCACUAAAUUGCUGCGUUAUUCGCAGAGGAAUAAUAAAAAAGUUUAUGUUGGAAACUGUAUAGGACAUUCGUCCAAUGGUGCAACAACUUUCUUAGCAAUAGAUGACGACGGAGAAAGAGUUAUAGCGAAAAAAUGGCACCUCAAUGUUUCUAACGACUUCCAAACAAGAAGUCGACAACUAAACGCUCUCCAACAAGACUUAAAAGCAAUGUGUCGAAUAAAACACAAAUCCUUAGUGCCUUAUAUUACUAUGGAAACAAUAACUGAGUCAAAGAAAACGGGUCGACAAAACGUAUACAUAUUCAGGGAUUACGUUCUCGGAGCAUCCCUAAAGUAUCUUCAAGAGAAAUCGAACUUUGGUGACAAGAUGGAAAGGUUGAAAUUAGUGCGGCAAGUAGGUUUAGGUGUUCUGAGUGCUCUAAAGGAGUUGCAUGACGUCAAUGUGUUGCAUAGAGAUGUUCGAAGUGAGACUGUGUUUAUAGAAGACAGCGGUGCUGUUAAAUUGGUUGGUGCAGCCCUUGAUGUGAGAUUGACAGAGAUGGUUGAAGAAGAAACCUAUUGUGACCGACAGACGAAAUCCCAAGAUGUGUAUGCAGCGGCGCAGUUGUUACUGUCGAUAGUGUCUGAGGAGCCUGGCCGUGAAGUACCACCUGAUUUGCCUGGAUCAGCUAAAGACUUCUUCUCAAGAUGUUUGAUGGAAGAUGAACAUUACCAAUGGACGGCAGAACAAUUAGUCGAUCAUGGAUUUUUACGAGACGCAGCGCCCACUAGUAUGCCCAAUGGUAAAGAGAAACUGGCAGCCGACAGUGGUUCUGAGGACGAAGAUGGAUCGAAACGUGUACGCGAUAUAGUCACGCUAGUCAACGGUCAGUCGCGUCUUAGCGUCGAUUUCGAAGUGUUGGACUGGAUUGGAAAAGGUGCUUUUGGUGAUGUCUUGAAGGUGAGAAACAAACUUGACGGCGGUUUCUACGCCAUCAAGCACAUAAAGCUGAAUCCUAAAAGCGUUGAAUUAAAUAAGAAAAUCAAUAGAGAAGUGAAGCUUCUGUCACGUCUAAACCACGAGAACGUGGUCCGGUACUACAAUGCGUGGAUAGAGACCAUCACGGAGACAGAGAGUGGAGGGGAGAUACAAGAAAGCAGCGUUGUCAAGACUCCGGCAAAUAAAGGCGAUAGUUUAUUGGAGGUGGUUGCGAAGCUCGGCCAAGAUGUUCAGAUUAAUGGCACAUGGUCCAUGCCAGGCCGACCGGUUGAUGAAUCUUCAGAUACAGAAGAGGAUUCCGAUGAUGACGACGAGCCCCUGUUCAUUAUGAAGCAAGAAGAGGAGUCGAGCAGUGCAAUAGAGUUUGAACAGAACUCAAAACAAUCAGAAACUUUACCGUCAGAAGAAACCAUAACCCAGCCACCGAUGUCCAAACAAGUUCUGUACAUACAAAUGGAGUUCUGCGAAAAGAACACACUGAGGCAGGCAAUCGAUAAUGGAUUAUACCAGGAGAAUGUUAGGCCUUGGAGGCUUUUUAGGGAGAUCUUGGAAGGGUUAGCUCAUGUACACCAAAAAGGUAUGAUCCAUAGAGAUUUGAAACCGGUUAACAUUUUCUUGGACUCCAAUGACCACGUUAAGAUCGGGGACUUUGGGCUUGCUACCAAGGUGUUCAGUGGAUUAAAGGUUGAAGAUAUCCAGUCGCAAGAAGAUGGCGAUGGACUUCUGACAGGACAGGUUGGCACUAGAUUGUACGUAGCGCCGGAGCUCCAACAGUCUGCAAACAAAGGGAUAUACAACCAAAAAGUCGACAUCUACUCUCUCGGCAUCAUACUGUUCGAAAUGUUUCACCCGCCGUUCUAUACGGGCACGGAGAGACAUCAUGUGCUCACUACUUUGAGGAAGAAAGAGAUUGUGAUACCAGAGGAGUUUCAGAGAGAUGAAAAUUCUAAACAAAUACAUGUUAUAAGAUGGCUCCUAAAUCACGAUCCAAGUCUCCGGCCAACGAGUGCUGAGCUGCUGUCAUCAGAACACGUCCCUAGAGCAGUUCCCGAAGGAACGUUCUCUGGGGUGCUGUCCCAUGCGCUCAGCGAGCGUGGCUCCAGGAACUACCAGCGACUGGUGUCCGCGUGUCUGGAGCAGAAACCCUCACCAGCUGAGGACUUCCUCUAUCACAGGGACUUGAAGACGAAGUCCACGGAAGUGCUAGCUGCUUUAAAAGAUCUGGUAGUUAAGGUCUUCCAAAGCCACGGCGCAAAUGAGUUCACACCUCCACUGAUGAUUCCUCGCACUAAGCGAUGGGAUCAGUAUCCCAAUGCGGUCAGAGUUAUGACGUCAUCGGGGUCCAUAUGCCAUCUGCCACAUGACCUACGGUUACCGUUUGCAAGACACAUUGCAUACUCGGGCACUAAAUACAUGCGACGCUAUCUUGUGGACCGCGUGUAUAGGGAAGCUAUCAAAGGCUUCCACCCGCGAGAGAUGAUCGAAUGUGCCUUCGAUAUCGUCGCUCCAAAGACAGAAACCCUCUGGCCCGAUGCUGAGCUCCUGGUAGUGGCAAGUCGAGCGGCUCUCGAAUGUUCCCUCAAAGUGACCAUACAGUUGAACCACACAGACUUGUUGAAGACAUUGCUGCUUUCCUGUGGUGUGCCCCAAGACAAACAUUCGGUUAUAUACCCUGUUCUGGUAGAUGUCAGUUUAGGGCGCAUAACAAAUCUACAAUUACAAACUCACCUAACAACGCUCUGUGUGUCGAAACGUGACGAGACGAACAUGUUGCGUUUGAUGGAAGCUGACGUGCCCGUCAAACAAGUGCGCGAGUUAGUCGGCUCUAUGGGCAGAGACAAGUGGGGCUCCACCUUGGAGAGGGCAAUACGACAGUUGGAGGCUGUAUGCAGUCAUGCAGUCGCUUUGGGUUGUGAAGUACCUAUAACAGUAGCCCCCUUUUUUGCGUACAAUGCAACGCAACACUGCGGGGUGUUCUGGAAGAUAUCGGUGUCCAGGGACGAACGCCGUUCGACCACUAAACAUCGCUCCAGGGAUCUAAUAGCAGCCGGUGGCAGGUACGAUAAUUUAGUCGAAGAGUUCUGGAAGGUGGCGCGCGUUGAAAAGGAACACAACAACGCAGAGCUGAAGUGCACGUCAGUUGGAUUCUCUAUGUCCCUGGAGAGGAUGGCGGCCAUUUUGAAAAAUAUGGAGGUGUUCCCUAAUCCUCCGUCUGUGAUCAAAAACAGCGAGUGUAACACCAUAUGCGUCUCCGUCUGCAAUGGCAAUAAGGCCAUUCGCGACGGCUCGGAGGCGAAACGCGCGCAGAUAGCUCGCGAGCUGUGGGCCAAUGGACACUCAGCUUUAUGCUGGUCGGCGAACCCUGCUGAUGCUCACGAUCUUACUAAAGCCCCUGUUGUGUUGGUGCAUGACAACCUUUAUGUUAUUGUUUCCUUCUGGGAAGGUACUGGAGUACGUGAAUUCAAAGUGUUACAAACAGAGGUCAUAGAGUUCGUGAAACAGAAGUUGAGGAGUCCUGAAAUUAUACGAAAUACGGACUGUGGGACUCGUACCACGAGUUGGCCUGAAGGCGAGAAGUCGAACAGUCCAACAAUAUCUGUAACCUUCAUUACUGCGAGUGAAAGGAUCAGCAAAAACAACAAGAGACAAUGUGAAGUACAAAUAAACAACCAAAUGACCUCGAUAUUAGUGAACCUGGGACUGCAAGUGUUGCACAGAGUACGAGUCAACGUACUAGCGCUGGCGUGCGAGGAGAGCUGCGUGCGCGCGCUAGCUGCCAACCUGAGCGUGCCCCUCGAGGGGGCCCGCCUCGACCGUGCCUUCCAGCCCGUCUGUGAUAGAUACCCAAAACGCCAGAACAUUCUAGAAGAUGCACUCAGAGAACUGAGCAACAUAGCCAAGCAAGUCAAUCAAAGCAGAAGUGCAGAUGAGACGCAGCUAUACGCUCUCUUUUCAAUACCCGACUCCAUUUGUCGCAUGAUUACUUGAUAUUUGUUUUUUUUUUAUAUAAAAACGUGAUAUAAAUAUCAUCAUCAUCAUCAUCAUAUCAGCCGAUGGACGUCCACUGCAGGACAUAGGCCUUUUGUAGGGACUUCCAAACAUCACGAUACUGAGCCACCUGCAUCCAGCGAAUCCCUGCGGCUCGCUUGAUGUCGUCAGUCCACCUGGUGGGGGGUCGGCCAACACUGCGCUUACUAGUGCGGGGUCGCCAUUCCAGCACUUUGGGACCCCAACGUCCAUCGGCUCUUCGAACUAUGUGCCCCGCCCAUUGCCACUUCAGCUUCGCAACUCGUUGAGCUAUGUCGGUGACUUUGGUUCUUCUGCGGAUCUCCUCAUUUCUGAUUCGAUCACGCAGAGAUACUCCUAACAUAGCUCGUUCCAUCGCCCGCUGUGUGACUCUGAGCCUUCUUAUGAGGCCCAUAGUUAGCGACCAAGUCUCGGAACCAUCACUGGCAACACGCACUGUUCGAAGACAUUUGUCUUCAGGCACUGAGGAAUUUCGGACGAAAAGAUGUCGCGAAGUUUCCCGAAUGCAGCCCAAUAUAUCAAAACAAAACAAAAAUAUAUCUCCAGUCAAUAGUACAAAUACCAGAACAACUUACUUAAAUCAUCUUUCUAGCAUAAUCCGCAUUCAAUAUGUUUGGAAGUUAUGGUCACAGACAAACACGGUAUACUUACGACGCUCAUCUUUGUGUUAGAUCCUGAAGUCCUCUGAAAUAAUAUCUAUCAGUGUUUUAAGCAAUAUCUACGGACAGAGUUACUAUAUAAUUAAAGAUCCAUGUCACGAUCUAUUUUGUGUUAUAUAGGUCUAAUAUGCGCGCCAAUAACGAGAUCAUUUUGUGUCUCUUUUUCGUCCUAUUCCAACGAAAGACAAGAUUGAUAUUUAUGAUAUCUAUUUGGUUUCGAUGGAAAGAAAGGGAGCGAUAUUUAUCUCAUUUCUUUUGUGGUGAUGGGAUGAACGAGACAGCUAUGUUUAUCUUAUCUCUUUUGCGGCGAUGGGACGAACGAGAGAGCGAUGUAUAUCUUAUCUCUUUUGUGGCGAUGGGACGAACGAGAGAGCGAUGUUUAUCUUAUCUCUAUCGUGGCGAUGGAACGAACGAGAGAGCGAUGUUUGUCUUAUCUCUGUUGUGGCGAUGGGACGAACGAGAAAGCGAUGUUUAUCUUAUCUCUUGUGGCAAUGGAACGAACGAGAGCGAUGUUUAUCUUAUCUCUGUCGUGGCGAUGGGACGAACGAGAGAGCGAUGUUUGUCUUAUCUCUGUUGUGGUGAUGGGACUUACGAGAGAGCGAUGUUUGUCUUAUCUCUGUUGUGGCGAUGGGACGAACGAGAGAGCGAUGUUUAUCUUAUCUCUGUCGUGGCGAUGGGACGAACGAGAUCGAUGUUAUCUUAUCUCUUUUGUGGCGAUGGGACGAACGAGAGAAGGAUGUUUAUCUUAUCGCUUUUGUGGCGAUGGGACGAACGAAAGAGCGAUGUUUAUCUUAUCUCUGUCGUGGCGAUGGGACGAACGAGAGAGCGAUGAUUAUCUUAUCUCUGUCGGGGCGAUGGGACGAACGAGAGAGCGAUGUUUAUCUUAUCUCUGUCGUUUCGAUGGGACGAACGAAAGAGCGAUGUUUAUCUUAUCUCUGUCGUGGCGAUGGGACGAACGAGAGAGCGAUGUUUAUCUUAUCUCUGUCGUGGCGAUGGGACGAACGAGAGAGCGAUGUUUAUCUUAUCUCUGUCGUAGCGAUGGGACGAACGAGAGAGCGAUGUUUGUCUUAUCUCUGUAGUGGCGAUGGGACGAACGAGGGAGCGUAGUUUGUCUUACCUCUGUGGUGGCGAUGGGACGAACGAGAGAGCGAAGUUUGUCUUAUCUCUGUCGUAGCGAUGGGACGAACGAGAGAGCGAUGUUUGUCUUAUCUCUGUCGUGGCGAUGGGACGAACGAGAGAGCGAAGUUUAUCUUAUAUCUGUCGUAGCGAUGGGAAGAACGAGAGAGCGAUGUUUAUCUUAUCUCUUUUGUGGCGAUGGGACGAACGAGAGGGCGAUUUUUGUUCUAUGUCUGUUGUAGCGAUGGGACAAACGAGAGAGUCUUACUUCCUUCGUUGUGAUAGAAUGUAAGAAAGAAAGAGCUAUAUUUGUGGUAUCCCUUUCCUUGUGAAGGGACGAAAGAGGGAGCGAUAUUUAUUUAUCUUAUCUCGUUUGUUAGGAUGAGAUGAAACAGAGCGUUAUGUAAACUAAACUAUCUCAUAAACUCUUGGUGUGAAUCUUAGGCCUAGAAGUAUUCCUCAGUGUAGAUAAAAUUAUCUACAAAAUGUAUUAGUGUAGUGUAAUAUUAGUAAAAAAGAAUAUUAUAUUGCCUUACUGCUGUAUUUUAUAAUGACGCCUAUUUUUUGUUUGUAGUGAUAAAGUGUAGGUAUUUACAGAAAAGCGUUGGUGUGUAAAACAGAAGGAGAAUACAGAGAAAUAUUAAAUUAUCAUGCAGUCGCUAAGAAACGGUUUAUUCUUAUUAAAUAAUAAAUAAAGUUCCUAAAUAAUUUAAAAAUACCUUCCUGUUGUGCUAACCUUUCUUUAGUUUAUACACAAACGUUUAAUGCCUCCUUACGACAUAACUGUCAUAAAUAUCUUCAUCAUAAAAUAGAACAUGUAAACAUCGGUUUAAGUAACGAUUUGUUUUGAAACAAAAUGAAAUUCAAGAAAUAUAAAGUGAAAUUCAUUCUGAAUCAUUUCGUUAUUUAAAUUGACAUUUAAAACUAAGGCAAAAACUGUUUAAGUUUUUACAUUUUAUAACUAAAAAUGUAUGUAGACAAAGUCAUAUUUUGUAUGUGUUUAAUACCAAUUCUAUUUUAAAUAAAAAAAAUAUUAAAUACCUGUA
This is a messenger RNA of Bicyclus anynana (squinting bush brown), 7608 nucleotides long. RefSeq names its product eIF-2-alpha kinase GCN2 (gene Gcn2). Gene Ontology annotation, cellular component: cytosol. The record is from RefSeq and is a predicted model, not a curated record. Gene Ontology annotation, biological process: regulation of translational initiation by eIF2 alpha phosphorylation; DNA damage checkpoint signaling. Gene Ontology annotation, molecular function: eukaryotic translation initiation factor 2alpha kinase activity; protein binding; ATP binding. The transcript is spliced from 28 exons. Lineage: Eukaryota; Metazoa; Arthropoda; Insecta; Lepidoptera; Nymphalidae. Bases 120 to 4748 code for a protein of 1542 amino acids.